AUGGCACCGUAUACGCUUGGCUUUGGUGAAAUACGUUUCCAGUAAGCACUGACAAUGCAUUUUAACUCGAAAAACCGGUCGAAAACGUCACUUCCGGUGGGUUAAGUGUAUGAAAAUAAAACUCAUGGCUAUUCAUAUUCAUUUGAUUUGUAGAGAUCGUCUAGACAAAAAUGUUUGAACACGUUUUUUGAUUUAUCCUCGGGGCAAGUUCUUCAAAUUUCGCUGGAUUUCGAUACUUCCGAGUGGGACCCCACAAUCGCCGGCUCAUUAGCAGACUUGUGCGAGAACACUGGAAAUUGAAGAAGAGACACCCAAAUUAAUAGACAAACGUCAACAUUUUUUAUCGUAAAAUAAUCUUACUUUGCUUGGUAUUGGACUUCAGAAAAUGUGAGUUGCUUCUUUACCUGCUGAGAGACUAAUGUUCACCAAAUUAUCCUGAAGAACAGAAUAAUUGUGUCACGUUCAUUUCGUGUUGGAUUAGCGAUCCAUGACUUUUAAAGAUGAUUCGGAAGGGUGUGAAAUGCCAUUAUGCUUUUCACAUUGUGAGGGUGAUUAAUUAUUUUCUGGUCAUCAGCUUCUUUAGCACAAUCUACAUUGUUUCACUUCGCUCUCGGUUAUGCCACUUUCUGCGCUCAUCGGAAAAGUCAUUGCAGCAUAAGUAAAGUACUUUGAAGGUUUCACUUCUUGACAAAGUUCCGGCCAGAGCUUGUAUAUUGUUUGUUUAUCGGAAAACCUAAUGAAGUAACCAGAAUAUUUACCGCGAGAAUAUACGUCAGAAAGUAAGUAUCGGUAAACCGCGGAAGAUAUUUGUUAUAUUUUUAGUAUGAUUCAUGUUCUUCUAUAUUCGCCUUACACGUGCUAAAUGUUUCGUUCCUUGUUGAAGGAACCGGCCUCAACGAGUGUCGGUACGUGGUGUCUUCUGUAAUAGACUCCAGACGGAGCUUUUCAUACUUUAGUAUUCAUCGGUAAAAUCGCAUUACUUAAGCAUUCUUCUUGUCUAGUUUGAAUAUCGAUAACGUUUACUUAAUUUGUGGAACAGGAUACUUUUUUUUUUCUUUUUGCUUAAGAGCUACUAGUGACAAUAGCAAGGAUCAGAAACUUCCGUUUAGAACAAAGCUGUCUCCUGAGGUUUCUUAUGAGUCAAGGGAAAAGAAAAUCGUAGCAGACAUACAGAAGUUGAAUUGCUUAAAACUUUCACCUUUCAGAUCCGAUCUCGUAAUAUUCUGACAGCAAUGUGAAAAGUGGUCUAAAUAAUAGAGGAAAAAUCGUCUGUGAAGACAAAAGUAAUCCUGUCAGAAUCGAAAGCGAAUAAGUUAAUACUCUCUGCUUUUUUUCCCGGCAAUGUAUUGAUUACUCUCUCAGUCAUUUCGUCGUGAGUUAUGAGUGUAAUUGGUUUAAUUAUCCUUUCUGAUCCAAAGCAGAAGGUGCCAGUGUUCUGUUCAAUGUGUGUACACGCGAUAUUCUAAAGCUACACUAGUUACCAUAGCAAUUAUCGAGCUCCUAUUUAGUUAAGAUUUAAAACAUAUCAGAGUAAAAGACAAAUAGCAAACGGAACCGUGGAUUCUUGAAGUACACACUGUUGUUUGCUCUGUUUUGCGUCUCUGUUUCUUUCAAAGCGGCAUCUAUCGACCUCUCUCGACCGUAUCAUAGCAGCUAAUCGGUACGGUUUCAAUGGCGCCUGAUUAAGUGACUUAGGCGUUCACAGCACGUAUUUAGAACAAGAAUGCUCUGUGAAUGUUUUGCUGAAUGUGUACUCGAUUGAAAUUUUCUUUCAGCUUUCUGAUCUCCGGUUAAGAACCGCGAACGAAAGCAAGAAGUUAGCUAUGUCAUCGUCAUCACAGACAGCCUUUCGAAGCCGGAGCAAGACUCUGCCAUUGCCUUCCAGAGUUAAGAUCGAGAAAAAGAUUGUACAAGAGCCCAAAACAAGGUCGCCACUUCCCUUCAGAAGGUUAGUUAGGUUAUCAAUACUAUUGUGGUGUGAACUGAAAAUAUGUCCCAUGCAAUGGUGUCGUAUCUCGUAAAUUUACGUGUUCUGCAUAAAAUAGUUUUAUCAUUGAAUUGUUUAAUCAAGAUGCGCACCGUUUAGUGGUAAUGUUAUCUACUAAUUUUACAGACACAAUUGAAAUACUAAGAGGUCUUGUGUAUAUUACGUUAGCGGCAAAUCAGUUACUGAAUUUCGUAAUGGAUACUAAACAAACGAAGAAACACGAUAGUUUGCAGAUAAGCACUAUGUGUUAUUAGAUAAACGUCUGGGUCUUAUUUGGAAACAGCGUUUGUUUCGAAAUAUUUAUUUUAUUCCCUUUCGACGACUUUCCUCGUUCCUUCCUUGGUAAAAUAAACAGAUUACCUUGGAAAAAAAUUGUCGCCUACAUCCAUGUGGUUUUGACGUAGAGGUCAUAACUAUUUAAACUGCCGUGACUUUUUAAACUAGUUUGAAACAAAUCUUGUUUAUUUUGGGGACUUAAUAGCCGCACUAUCAAUUAUUUCUCAAUAUAAAGUUAUUUUUAUUUCUUUACUUGUCGCACAUCUGUCAGCCUUGCGUGACAACUUAACUGCACUGCACUGCACUUUUUUAACAGUGAUGUACAGGAUUAUAUUGACUAUGCUCUUUUGUUUACAGAUUAGCGGAUCUUUUGAAAAGGAAGAAAAAGCGAAGUAAAGGAGCUUCUGAUUCAUUCAAUGUGCCCUUAGAAAGGCAAACCUGGUUUCAUGGAAAGAUCACAGCCGAUUUUGCAGAACGUUACUUACGGCGAGACGGAAACUUCUUGGUGCGUGAAGACCCCGCAAAACCAGGCAGCUGUUUUAUCGUGGUGCGCUACAAACGGUCAGCGGUUCACAUACCACUUGUCAAAGUAAACUCAUCCAAAGGAACAAGAAUAAAGUAUAGGACAGAGGAAUCUGAGAACAGUUUCGAUUCCAUAUGCGAGUUAAUUCACUACUAUGUAACAGAAAAGAAACCAUUAACCCCGAACACUUCAGCAAUAAUCACUCAUGCUGUCAGCCGCGAUGCAACACUUUUGUCAUCAGACGAUUUAAAAAGUAUGAACUCCAAUCAUCAUAACAGGUAUGUAACAAACACUGUUCCUGCUAAUGCCUGUCCGCCCAAUCCCCCUGGGACUGGUCCCCUGCGUCAAAGACGAAUCGACAAACCUACUCGCAAGAACAGUGAUCCCGGAUUACAUCUUGAGGUUAACACAAAUGGCGUCAAAAUGCGACAUUUUACAAUGGAUUCUCAGGUGAAAAGAAAUGUUCCCUCCUCCCCAGAAAAAUUAUCAUGGACAAUUCAGCCGAAACAACGGGAGAAAAUUCCCGAAGCAUUCCUUGCAAAGGCCGAGAAAGAGGAAAAUUUGCCAUUUUAUGAGACACCGUUAGGAGAAAAGAAAGUCGAGGAUCUGAAGGAAACUUUACAAACGUCGGAGCCAUUUUAUGAAGAUCCUAAUGAAAAGGAAAGUUUGGAAAAUUACUAUGACAAACCUGGAGAAAAGGAAAAGUCACCAACGUCAGUUGAUGACAUGGAGAAAAUAAAACCUUCUGAUGAAAAAGAAGGGCUGGAAAAGAAUGAUGGCUACUACGACAGACCUGCGAAUGGGAUUAACGACCAAGAUUUUUAUGAUAAACCGUCUCCCAUAGAAAUCUCGGAAGAAUACUACGACAAACCACCGAGACAAUCCAGCCAAGCAAGCCUGUCGAACACUUCCAGAGAACAAAGUCAGGAAGAUGUUUAUGAUAAGCCACGACGUAGCAUUGACUGCCUGUACGACACACCACGGGCCAGUCAGGAUAACCUAUACGACAAACCACCCCCCAAACCAAAAAGGACUGAGUCUUUCAGGAACUCAGAUCCAACUGUUUCUUCGAAAAUUCCUCCCAAACUCGUGUCACGAUGCAGUGCGCCUGCAUUGCGGACCUAUGAUUCUGACGCAUCUGCCCGCCGGGGUCCUUCCUUUGAAGCUCUUCCGGAGAAAAGGCAUUCAGGGGCUGAGUUUUUCUUGAGGAAAGCCACUUCCAAGAAUUCAUCUCCAGGUGGAGUUAGCUUAGAGUCUGAAGCUUACUACUCUACGCCUCCAUCAAGGCAAACAGAAAGUCCUUUGUCAUCAAAAUCUGACCUCGGCUCGCCUGAGAAUCUAGACAUAUAUGACGUACCAACUGAAUCUGGCGCUAUUUCGGAACAGGUGCUGACACCAUCAAAGUCAACUGAUGGCGAGAAAGAGAACCAAACGAGUCUAAACGUGGCAGACAACAGACCUAAGCGAUCAGGUUCUGUGGACAAACAGGGAAUCUUUUUAAAUGUGAUGAAAAAGAUUGGCGAGAACUUGCUUUCUCCGUUCCUAGAGAUUGACUGCCUCGCCCUUGCAAGACACUUGACUCGGGUGGAUCUGAUACAACUAUGGGGCGAGGAGCCGCAACGUCAAUCUUGGAGCAUUGAGGAUGGCACUGGAGGAGCCAAAGGCCUGGAAAUUCUUACGCUUCCUCAAGGAAGGGACCAAAGGGCACAAUUACUUUCAAGGUUCGUAUCUGUUAGAUUUAAGAAUUAGAACUUAAAAUCAGUUUUUCCUAAGUUUUAGGUUACUCCACCAUCCUAGUCUAUCAAAAGAAUGUCUUCCUUCCUAAGGACGGAAACGUUAUGUGUUUUGACUCUGACCUACCUUUGUUCCUAUCAUCAUGUAGUUAUCACUGUUCUUAUCAUGAUGUAGUCAUCAUUGUUCUUAUCAUCUCGUAGUCAUCAAAUGAAUAUCCCACAAGUGUACCAUACUGGUAUCUCUACAUAUUUCUCUGUGGGAUUAUUAAGCAUCGCAUUAGGAAUAAAAACUAAGGGGGAUAGAAGAACCACGACAACUUUGACAGUUAACAUGACAACUUACUCUUCUCUUCUCGCCAUAUGGCUUAUCCUUCGUUUUUUUCACCUUCGUGCAUGUUUUAAAGAAUUUACCUUCCCAUCAAGAUAUAAAAAAAUAAAAUAUAUUUGAGAAAAGUAAGAGACCUUUCGCCACUCUGGUUGCCAUAAUUUCGUUCACUUUUCAAGGAGGAAAAAGUACUUAAGCCCGACAGAGUGUUUUCUUUUUAACCAUAAACCAUCGGUCAUUACUCUCGCCUUUCCUCUUUCUUUUAGAUUUUCUAAUGUGAGACACUGGGUAGCGACAUUAGUCGUGGCUGCGGGUGACCUGGGCACCAGAGGCAAAGUUCUCAAAAAGCUGAUUGAGUUGGCUGACGUUCUGAGCGACAAACUUGGUAACCUGGUGUCAUUUAUGGCUGUUAUGGAAGGACUCUCCUUACCUCAGGUACUUUUUCGUCCUGAUUCACCCGUUUAGUGUACAGAAGGGAGCGUGAGCAACGGCAACAACAUAAGAAACGUCGACGUUGACUGAAAAAAAUUGACAUAUAUUUUAGAGCAGUCUGCAACGUAUUUGGUGUGUAAUAAAGUUUGCUCAAAGACUGUGCAAAAUUAUGAAAAAAAAGGAGACUGAGAAGAAAGAAGGUUUGAUAGUUUUGAAGAUUUAGUGUUGUCUUAUAUUGCCAGUAAUUUUUCAUCCAUGGCUAAAUUCCUGUCGAAUCAUCUCAAAUGAAAGAAUCGAUGGCUUAAAUUACGCUCUUGGUAAAAAAUAUGUUGAGUUUCUUUCUUUCCUUUCUUGCCAGCUUGAGUGAUGAAAUUUCGUGGCCAGUUUGUGCCGCAGUCUUUAAAUAUUAGGUUGAUGGAUGCGUGAGUGCGUGUGUGAGUGUGCUCUUGUGUCUUUGUUUCCUUGAAUCUGUAAAUCCCUAAAUCGUGGUUUAUCUUUAGGUAACGCGACUUCACCACGCGUGGUCAUGCCUUCAUCGCCAGUGCAGUUCUACCGCGAUUCUCUACCACAGCACUCUCAAGCCUUUGGCAGGGCUCUUGAGCUCAGGGGCUCCCAGCCCUUUUCCCGGAGUGAGCCUUCCUUAUAUCAUACCCUUGGUCAGGUACCUGGAAAUGACCCCGGAAGAAAUUCUCAAUGACUGGGCACAUGCUGAGGUAGACCUUGGGUUAGAAACAAUAUCGGCACAUUUGGACUCUGGGCGCAUUCUGACGCAACAGCUUGAAGAGUUCCGUGUAGAAGCAAUUAAUCUUCUACGCAAAGAUGACUUUGUAGUCGAUGCUAAACUCAUUGAUUAUUUCCAAGAGAAAGUCAACAUUGGAAAUGUGUUAGGACUGGGUCCUGAUUCCACCAACCGGACAAAUAAAUUAAGGACUUUGCUGCAAUGGCUCUCGGAAAACGCGGAACAUCUCACUAGUGCAGAGACUUCUGGAGUGUAGAGAAGGGAACUUUGUACAUUUAUCUUACAAGUUAGUGUUCCUGUGAUCUGCUGCUGUUAGUUCAUGGUUGUUGGGAUGCCAUUUCAUAUGUUUCUGUUAGGUCGUUACGAGAACACGGUUGUCGAUCUUUCAAUCAUGAAAUUAUUCUAAAUUGUAAUUCUGUAUACUCUGGACUCUGUUUUGAUUUUUUAUUUACAAAGUUGGUGUUGAUUUUUUUUCUUUUUUAUGGCCAGAAAAGGGUUUUCGUUGACAUGGUAAUUUUCACAUGUACAGUCCUUUAUCUUACACUAUGUGUAGUCAUUUUCCACAGAUCACAGGUUUCUUUUCGAAAAGUUUUUUUUUCUACUAAAGAAAAAGGAGAAGAUAAGCGAAUGUCUUUCUAAUUGUAAAUAAAUCACCCGAAUUGGACCUUGUACUGAGUUUUAAUUCCGACAGUCAGAGAACUUUUCUAUAUAUACAUGAAUAAAAUAAUUCUGUAAUCUAGAAAGAAAAUAAGCAAUAAGAGAGAAGAAGGUGUCUCACUCUGCAGUUAUUCCAUAAUUGCACAGUUAUGCUUAAAAGAAUGACUGCGUAUCGGUCUUGGAAAAUGUUAAAGUGAAGCCUAGAGUUGAACUCAGUGCAAAUUUUGGAAACAUCAAGGGUUUAUUUUAAAUUUUUUUUUUGUAAAUUUUUUAAAAAUUCAUUCUAGAUGAAAGAAUUUUAUUUCAGUGUUGAAGUUCUAGCUUGUCUGGACCUCGACUUGAAAAUUUUAUGAAUUCUGUUGAUGCCGAGAACAUAAGAUGUUGUACACAAUUGAGUUUUGAACCAGGUACUUGUAAAUAUCAACAGUUUUUGGUAAGAAGCUGAGAAGUAAAUUAAAGAGCUUUGUUAGUU
This is a messenger RNA of Pocillopora meandrina, 7144 nucleotides long. The record is from the annotation of a GenBank genome assembly. NCBI's taxonomy places the organism in Eukaryota, Metazoa, Cnidaria, Anthozoa, Scleractinia, Pocilloporidae.